Tarenaya hassleriana is the source of this 1560-nucleotide messenger RNA. Its product is annotated as putative zinc finger protein At1g68190. The transcript is spliced from 6 exons. Lineage: Eukaryota; Viridiplantae; Streptophyta; Magnoliopsida; Brassicales; Cleomaceae. Bases 63 to 1409 code for a protein of 448 amino acids. Gene Ontology annotation, molecular function: zinc ion binding. The record is from RefSeq and is a predicted model, not a curated record.
UUAGGGGAGUUACCUGAAACAGAGAAGCUGCGUCGCGAACCCUCGACCGUAUCUCUGGUUUUAUGAUUUUCUCGGGAAACAAACACAUCUCUAUGCUUCUGACCCGAAGUUCAGCUCUUGGAAAGAAGAAUGAGAUGGAAAGAGUAUGUGAGUUCUGCUCUGUUUGGAAACCAGUGGUUUACUGCAAAGCCGAUGCAGCAAGUCUUUGUCUGUCCUGCGAUGCGAAGGUCCAUUCAGCUAAUGCACUUUCUGGCAGGCAUCUACGUACACUUGUCUGUGAUUCCUGCAGAUUCCGACCUUCCGCUGUCCGGUGUUUAGACCAUUGCAUGUUUUUCUGCCACGGCUGUGACAGAAACCUUCAUGGCGUCUCCUCUCAUCAUCAGAGACGUGUUGUCAACUGUUACACUGGUUGCCCUUCUGCUAAAGAUUUCGCCUUUAUGUGGGGUAUCCGAGUUAAUUAUGAUAAUGCUAAGCUGGACCGUCGUUAUGAUUCGGGUAUAUCCAGAGGGUGUUCCGAAAUGUUAGUCUCUUUUGAACCAGGAUCAAGCUCUAGAAAGAAAAAGGGUAAGCUUCAGAGAGAUACUGGAUUUAUCUUGGAACAGAUUCUUGAAUUGGAGAAGCUUCAGCUCAGCGAAGAAGCUGCUUCCAUUAGCAACGUUUCAGACAUUCUGCCUCGUUCGAAAGAGCGUGUAAGCGACAUUCCAGAGCUCGAGAAAGAUCUGAUGGUGGAUUUUUCGCAAUCCCCUUUUCCUCAGAUGGAACCUUUGUCUUCAUCUUCUGCUGGCGAAAACUCCUUCUGGCAAUGCAAAGUCCCAUCUAAGAGUUAUCAGCAGUGGAAUCAAAACUUGCAAGAUAUCGGUGUUUGUGAAGAGACUGAGAACAGUGAUGACUUUGAUAUUCCUGAUAUAGACCUCACUUUCCGAAACUUUGAAGAACUUUUCGGAAACGAUCAAGAUCUGAUCACGGGACUUGCCAACGGUAACAUGAUUUCCUCUUCUGUUUCCUCGGGAGAAAUGGGAUCAUCACUCUUCAUAUCAGAAAACUGCAGUGCAAAAGCAUCCAAGAUGAAGAGAGGUCCUUCUCCGGACAACAGAAAUCGUGAAUCAACUGAGAAAACAGAGGACUCCCUUCUUGCAGUUAAGCCGGCUUCAAGAUUCAGCGGUGGAAGGGAUUGCCAUUACAGCCAGUCCGAUGAAGUCUCUUGUUGUUCACCUCUCUCGGAGAACACCCAUUUGGGGUUUCGCCAAAACGCCAUUUCAAGGCUCAAGGAGAAGAAAAAGGCCCGAACAGAGGAGAAGCAAAGUCAUUAUGUCCCGAGAAAGGCGAGAAGCGAAGCCAGGAAGCGAAGAUUUGUCUUAACGGAAAGUUGCAGUUCCGACACAGUCGGUGCUACUGCUCGUAGCUACUGAACUGUUCCUUCAAACUCUUUGCCUUCUGUACAUAGUUUCUGACAUUUGCUCACCCUCUUUUUUCUUGUUACAAUUCCUAUUGAUCUUUCAUGUUUUCAUGAGCUCUUGUAUUGUGAAUGAAGCCUUGAUCUUGAAUUUCAGUUUCUCCUAA